UCCAUGGAGUCCCCGCCGGAGCAGACCGCCGCGGGCCAGCGUUCGCGCUCUCUCUCGCCAGAGCAGCUGCUGACGCCCUACACGGAGAGCACCGUCUUCAGCCUGUCCCGCUUCAAGACUCUCGGAGAGCACAGCAUCCCCCACGGCACUUGUGAGCUCUACUGGCACGCCAUUCUCUUUAUGACCACUGGGGGCAGCGUGCUGUUUGGCGGGCUGCUGCUGAGUGGAUUGUAUUUCGCCGGGUACUCCAGGCUGGCCACCAACAUCCUGGGCCCCGCCCUGAUCUCAAUUGGUCUGAUGGUGCUGGUGGUGGGCGUGGUUUUGGUGCCAAUCACCCGGGAGAUGCAAGAGCAGAGUUCUGUGAAGAAGUUCUGCAGCUCCUACCGACCUCAGUACCACGUGUAAUACAACCCGGGCCUGUAGCAGAAGCCGGGAUGGUAACAGAACCCGCUAGCACCCAGGUCGGCUGGUCCUGAGAGUUACGCUGCUGCAGAUGUCUGUGCAGGCUCACCUGC
This is a messenger RNA of Electrophorus electricus (electric eel), 515 nucleotides long. NCBI's taxonomy places the organism in Eukaryota, Metazoa, Chordata, Actinopteri, Gymnotiformes, Gymnotidae. The record is from RefSeq and is a predicted model, not a curated record.